AUGUCGAUGACCCUUAGUCGUGAAGUGGAAACGAGGAAUUAUUUCUGGAACGAGAAAAGUUCUGAUGUGAUCGGUCGAGGGUCAUUCGGUCAGGUAUUCAAAGCAAGAGACAAGGAAACUGGUGAAUUUGUGGCGGUAAAGGUGUCUGAGCGAGGAGAUGACAGGACAUAUCAGAAAGAGGUUGAAGUUCUGAGAAGUCUAGACUCGCCAUAUAUUAUCAAAUUUAUCACUCAACAACCGGUUCGUUUAUAUGAUGGUUUACAGGUGCUUGGCGGUACGGGUCGUUCAGCAAUAGUAAUGGAAUUAGCAAAAAGUAAUUUACGCGAUGAGAUGAACAAACCGGAGAAUCGAUUUGGCAUCCCACUAGAUAUGCUUAUUCGAUUGAUCGAUAAUCUUGAGAAGGGCUUAUCAUAUUUGCAUCAGAAGAAAGUGGCACAUCGUGACGUGAAACCGGCAAAUAUUCUCAUAUGCGACUCUGACUCCGUGAACGGAGAGACUUUCAAAUUAUGUGAUUUCGGUGGAGCACGUUACGUUUUCAGUGAAACUCAACCUCUGAAUACAAUUUGUGGUACUCCGGGAUAUUUGAAUGAAUUUACUACCGCGAAUUUGGCACGUAGAUCAAAUGCAUACACAUAUACGAAGGAUGAAUGUGAUCUGUGGUCGGUAGGAUGUACAAUUUAUGAAGCAGCUACCGGAAGGUUGCCAUUCAUCCCGUCAAGAGGUGCUGCCGAGCAUGACGAAAUGUACAAUAUGAUGUUGAAGAGGCCGCCGAAUGUGAUUUCUGGUUACGCUGACCGCAGUGGACGGUAUGUAUGGAGUACUAAAUUACCGUCAGAACAGUGCUUCUAUCCAGAAAGUUUCAAACGCGUUCUAAGUGAAUUCCUUCGUCGACUAUUCGAUAACCAUGCGUCAACACGGUUGACUUUCACGAAAUUCUCUGCAUAUUGUAAAGAACUGGUACGGUUAAGACGAUUCAAGCUGUUGUGUCCGAAUACGGCGACGAUUGAGGAUUAUUUUGAUACAUCGAAUGUGGUGCAGUUCGAGAGGUUUGCAUAUUACAUUUUAUUAGUUUACUUCGAUGAUGAUAUGAAAGAGCGUUUCUUGCUUUCGAAGGAUGUGAUUUUGUGCAUUUUUGCUUUGCCAUCUGGAACGGCAGAAGCUAAACUAACGCCGCUUGUGAGAGAUUUGAUUCAGCAAUCUACACAAGUUGUAAUCAUGACACUGAAAGUAUCAACAAAACCCAAACAGUUCGGAAAAGAGCCUUCAAUUCAAUUGGAUAUGCCAAAAACUGUGCCCGAAUCACCGAUAACAUCUCAUGCGGGACCAAGUAAUGGUUCGUCUUCAUAUAUUGCAUUUCUUGAGGCGUCAGCAAAUAUUCUGCUUACCGAAAAGCAAACCAGUGAAUUGAAGGAAUUCAAUGCAUCGAUUCGAUCAUUCUGUCACGAAUUUUGCAAAAAACUAGUAGAGCUGAAUGGAAACUUGAGCAGAGAAGUUAAUUGGGCAAUUGAAUAUUCGAGUGCUGUUGCCAUACAGUCGAGUGCACUCAGUCUAUUAUCACAUACGGCAGAUGAACGAAAGAAUAUUGAAAAUAAUAUUAAAGUUGCAUGUAUAGAAUUGACGAACAGCAAAAAUAGUGUCAAUCGCAUUGACCAACAUUUGAAUGAACUUGGGAACGAAGUGAGAGCGUUAGAUUCGAUUGAAAUACUGAAGCAUCCAUCACAGAGAGAGAAGCUUUUUACGCUAAUCAGAAACAGACGUAUUACGAUGGGUGUGAAUCGUCAGGAUGUAUCAGUUGAACGACUGCUGGAUGCAGAUCGUCGUUUUCUGCUGAAAUCAUUGGACGGCGCUGUGAAUCUUUAUGAAAAAACUGCAUAUUUUACUACCGAUUUGCUCACCAAUCACAUCGAAAUAAUUCUGAGGAAAUUGUUCGAUGAAUGUCGAGACUUGAAUAGAGCAAAAAAUUCCCUCAAAGAAAGUUUGCAGUUGGUUCAUGUUGCUCAAGAAACAAAUGAGCGACGUGUGGAGGCAUCAAGUUCGUCGGAUAGCAACAAUUCAUCUAUUAUGGAUGUUCACGUCUCAACAGCAUUGCAAUGUGCAAAGAAUGAUGCGGUACAACGAAAAAGGAAAGCUGAACAGGAGUACCGAGAAACUGAGCGUCUCAUUGAAUCACUAUCAAGAAUCCAGAAUACGGAAGCGAAUCAACAGGGUGCUGGAGAUGACCAUUAUCAAUCACGCUUCUAA
This is a messenger RNA of Anisakis simplex (herring worm), 2241 nucleotides long. Lineage: Eukaryota; Metazoa; Nematoda; Chromadorea; Rhabditida; Anisakidae. The record is from the annotation of a GenBank genome assembly.